GGCCACACCGGUCAAGCCGGGCGCCUCCGUGAGCCGCCAUGGACUUGGGCGCCGAGGAGUUCGAGCGGAGCCUCCCGUUGCUGCAGAAGCUACUUCGGGAGGCGGACUUCGUGGGUCUGGACAUAGAGUUCACUGGACUUCGUUCUAACCUGUCCAGCCUCCAGAAGAUCAGUCUUUUUGAUUUGCCAUCUGACUGGUAUCUAAAGACCCGACAGAGUAUUCAGCAAUUUACAGUCUGUCAGAUUGGAUUGUCUGUAUUCUCCAGUAUUGAAGGAGAGUCAAACAUGUAUAUAGCCCAUUCAUGUAACUUCUUUCUCUUCCCUACAACGUUUGGGAUUUUGGACUCAGAAUUCUCUUUCCAGGCAUCUAGUGUUCAGUUUUUGAACCAAUAUGGCUUCAACUAUAACAAGUUUCUCAAAAAGGGAAUUCCGUAUAUGAAUGAAGAACAGGAGAAGAAAAUUAAACAUAGUAUCCUGACAGGGAACUGGAAAGUUCGAAGCUCUCUGGAUAAAGAUCAAAUCAAGGUGGUGAUUGAUAAGGUGACGCAGUGGCUGGACCUGGCCAAGGAAGGUGACCAGAUGACUCUGCCUGGUAUUGCUGGGUUCCAGGCCUUUGAAGUGCAGCUGGUGCUGAGGCAGGCCCUGCCCAACAUCUGGACAGUGCUGAGAGAUGGGGGGGUGAUAGUGAAGAAGGUAAGCCAGCAGCAUCGCUGGUACCUUGAGCAUGCCUCCGGUGAUCGAGACAGCUGUUGGAAGGAGCAGAUUCUUCUCUCUGCAAGGGGUUUUUCUGUCUUUUUCCAGAUGCUGGUACAAGCCCAGAAGCCCUUAGUGGGGCAUAACAUGAUGAUGGAUCUGCUGCAUCUCCACGAGAAGUUCUUCAGACCCCUCCCGGAAAGCUAUGAUCAGUUUAAGCAGAAUAUCCACAACCUAUUUCCUGUUCUUAUUGACACCAAGAAUGUUACAAAAGAUAUCUGGAAGGAACUGCAUUUCCCGCGGGUUUCCAACCUCUCAGAAGUAUAUGAAGUGCUGAGCAGUAACUUAAAUCCCACCAAGGAUUCUGCACCAGUGAUUGUUCAUGGAAACAAAUGUGAAAAAUAUGCCAAGACAAAGUGCCCCCAUGAAGCAGGAUAUGAUGCCUUCCUGUGCGGGUCAGUUCUUUUGAAAGUGGCACACCUGCUCCUACAGAGAGUUCGUGGCCCUGUCCCCACGUCUGAGCCCUCCUUCCCGCAGUACCUCGAUGUGCUGGCUCCUUAUGUGAACCAAGUGAAUCUUAUCCGAGCAGGGGUCCCUAAAAUUAACUUCUCGGGCCCAGAUUAUUCCAGUAUCCGGCCUCCCAUCCUCAUCCUCACUGUCAGGAGGUGGCCUGGGGUCAGUGAGCAGCAAGUCUAUGGCGAGUUUCAGAACCUCUGCAAGUUUGACAUCCGACGGCUCACUCAAAGCCAGUUCCUGCUCCUGUCCAAUAAGUUUAAGGAUGUCCGCAGUGUCCUGAAGGAAUACAGGUGCCACCCGACCCUGCAGGUUUCCCUGUACCGUUACUGGAGACACUCCCCCAAUGUCAGUUGCAUGCUACACUGGACACCUGCUUCCACACCUGAACACUCAGUCCCACAUCUGGACACUUGCUUCUACACCUGGACAUUUGUUCCCUUACUUGGACACUUGCUCCUGCACCUGGAAACACCUUCCCACAACUGGACACUCACUUCUGUACCUAGACACUUGCUUCCACAACUGGACACUUGCUCCCACAUCUGGAUGCUUGUUCUCAUACCUGGAUGCUUGCUCCUGCACUUGGAAACCCACCCUGGAUCUCUGUCCUGCACCUCCCAGCACCCUAGUGAUCUCAGGGUAGACAACCCCUGACAAAGCAACCAGUGACUCCUUAAUCAUGGACAGGGACCAGAGGAGACUCAUGACUGCAGAGCCAUUGAGAGGCAAGGAGAAUGCAUCGAAGGCAAAGUGCUGAAAUGGACCAAGAUUUACUUCUUUGGCCUAUUGUCACAAUGAGAAAAGAAGAGCUGGAUCUGACCCUAUGGUUUUCUCUCUGAAUUAUCUUUAUUGGCAGAGGCAGAGGCUUAUGAAAAUGAGAAAAAGACACUUAGAGGAGGGGCAGGGCUGGAGAGGUAGUGGGAAUGAGUGAGAGUUGACUGCUGACCUAUUGAUGUCUUUUCCAGAAGGACAUCACUUUGGGCUGGGACAAAGGAACAGUGCUGAUUCAAUGUAUUGUACCUUCUCUGCACUUGUAAUGGUGACUUGUAAUGUUUUUGUUUGCUGUGGUUUUCAUAUUUAUCUACAAGGGAGCAUUUAAGUGGCUGGUUUCCAGACAGUUUGGAAGUCAGAGCAUUUAUGCGACUGCUGGCAUGAAUACUGAGUGGACUGCAGUGUGUACACAUUGGCCCCCAUGGAGCCCUUCACAGUGCGUGAUUUGGAUGUCAGUGGGCAUUUUUCAGACACUAAAGCAAGGCUCACUGGAAACAUCUUUUCUGCUGUAAUCUUUUACCAGAAUCACUCAGUGCACUUCAGAUCAGGAAAAUAAAGGUGAAUGAUCUUUGUCUUCUAUAGAUAUUAUAUAAGACAAGCAGUUAUUACAGAGAAUAAAAUGCAAAAUAUCAGUUUUGUAUCACCAAGCAAACACAGGAGACCCAAGGGCUAAUUAUCAUCAUCAGCAGCAAACUGGUUCUAGAACAUAUAAUUUAAUUUAUGGAGUCUAGUAGUUUAUCCAUAGUUUUUGCAGUACUGGGAAUUGAACCCAAGGUUUUAUUUUUGUUUUUUAUUUUUGAGGCUACUGAGUUGCUAAGCUGCCUAGGUUGGAUUUGAACUUGAAGGCCCCUGCCUCAGCCUCCAAGAGUAUGGGGAUUAUUGGCAUGCAUU
Messenger RNA from Fukomys damarensis (Damara mole-rat), 2870 nucleotides. RefSeq names its product PARN like, ribonuclease domain containing 1 (gene Pnldc1). Lineage: Eukaryota; Metazoa; Chordata; Mammalia; Rodentia; Bathyergidae. Gene Ontology annotation, biological process: nuclear-transcribed mRNA poly(A) tail shortening. Bases 39 to 1862 code for a protein of 607 amino acids. The record is from RefSeq and is a predicted model, not a curated record. Gene Ontology annotation, molecular function: poly(A)-specific ribonuclease activity; RNA binding. The transcript is spliced from 19 exons. Gene Ontology annotation, cellular component: endoplasmic reticulum; cytoplasm.